CCUGGGAGGCAGGGCUCAUCCCACAAGUUGCCAUGGUGGCCCCUCCUCCUGCCCCUUACUCAUUAGCCAAGCUGUACUGACACGGGUUGCCCAGGCAGGGGACAACUCGCUGGACAAAGCUGGCCGUGCGGGCGCUCAGGCGUGCAGGGUGGCCAGCGCCCGGCCAGGAAUGGACAGCCUCCAGGACACAGUGCCCCCGGACCACGGGGGCUGCUGUCCUGCCCUCAGCAGGCUGGUUCCCAGAGGCUUUGGGGCUGAGAUGUGGACUCUCUUUGCCCUUUCUGGACCCCUGUUCCUGUUCCAGAUGCUGACUUUCAUGAUCUACAUCGUGAGCACUGUGUUCUGUGGGCACCUGGGCAAGGUGGAGCUGGCAUCGGUGACCCUUGCGGUGGCCUUUGUCAAUGUCUGCGGAGUUUCUGUAGGAGUUGGUUUGUCUUCGGCAUGUGACACCUUGAUGUCUCAGAGCUUCGGCAGCCCCAACAAGAAGCACGUGGGCGUGAUCCUGCAGCGGGGCGCGCUGGUCCUGCUCCUCUGCUGCCUCCCUUGCUGGGCGCUCUUCCUCAACACCCAGCACCUCCUGCUGCUCUUCAGGCAGGACCCGGACGUGUCCAGGUUGACUGAGGACUAUGUCAUGAUUUUCAUUCCAGGACUUCCGGUGAUUUUUCUUUACAAUCUGCUGGCAAAAUAUUUGCAAAAUCAGAAGAUCACCUGGCCCCAAGUCCUCAGUGGUGUGGUGGGCAACUGUGUCAACGGUGUGGCCAACUAUGUCCUGGUUUCUGUGCUGAACCUGGGGAUCAGGGGCUCUGCCUAUGCCAACAUCAUCUCCCAGUUCGCACAGACCGUCUUCCUCCUUCUCUACAUUGUGCUGAAGAAGCUGCACCUGGAGACGUGGGCAGGUUGGUCCAGCCAGUGCCUGCAGGACUGGGGCCCCUUCUUCUCCCUGGCUGUCCCCAGCAUGCUCAUGAUCUGUGUUGAGUGGUGGGCCUAUGAGAUCGGGAGCUUCCUCAUGGGGCUGCUCAGCGUGGUGGAUCUCUCAGCCCAGGCUGUCAUCUACGAGGUGGCCACUGUGUCCUACAUGAUUCCCUUGGGGCUCAGCAUCGGGGUCUGUGUCCGAGUGGGGAUGGCUCUGGGGGCUGCGGACACUGUGCAGGCCAAGCGCUCGGCCGUCUCGGGCGUGCUCUGCAUAGUUGGCAUUUCCGUGCUCCUGGGCACCGUGAUAAGCAUCCUGAAAAAUCAGCUGGGGCGUAUUUUUACCAGUGAUGAAGAUGUCAUUGCCCUGGUGAGCCAGGUCUUGCCGGUUUAUAGCGUCUUUCACGUGUUUGAGGCCGUCUGUUGUGUCUAUGGCGGAGUCCUAAGAGGAACUGGGAAGCAGGCCUUUGGUGCCGCUGUGAAUGCCAUCACCUACUACAUCAUCGGCCUACCACUGGGCAUCCUUCUGACCUUUCUGGUCAGAAUGAGAAUCAUGGGCCUCUGGCUGGGCAUGCUGGCCUGUGUCUUCCUGGCAACUGCUGCCUUUGUUGCCUAUACUGCCCGGCUGGACUGGAAGCUUGCCGCAGAGGAGGCUAAGAAACACUCAGGCCAGCAGCAGCAGCAGCAGAGAGCAGAGAGCACUGUACCCAGACCUGGGCCUGAGAAAGCAGUCCUAUCUUCAGUGGCUACAGGGAGUUCCCCUGGCAUUACCUUGACAACGUAUUCAAGGUCUGACUGCCAGGUCGACCUCUUCAGGACUCCAGAGGAGGCCCACAUCCUUUCAGCUCCUGCCAGCAGACUGUCAGUGAAACAGCUGGUCAUCCGCCGUGGGGCUGCUCUGGGGGCGGCGUCAGCCACACUGCUGGUGGGGCUCGCGGUCAGGAUCCUAGCCACCAGGCACUAGCAAAGCAGCUUGGAAACAGAAAGCCAGGAGUGGCUGUCCCCGGUACCCAAACACACCACGGUCUGCCCUGCAAAAGCGCCAAUGGGGUCCCGUGCAGGAGGACACUUUGAACGACUCCUCAAAAAAAGAACUUUGGCUGAUUCCUUGUGGUGACACUCAGAGGGGUCUGAACAGAGCGGACUUCACAAUUCUCUUCUGGUCAAGCUGGAGUUUUCUUCUCUGGCCUGGAUUGCUCUGUAGAAGACAUCAGCCAACUGCACGAGUCAGAGUCCAGGGACUGCCACUAUUAUUAAUAAUGUAAAUGGCUUCAAAUGGGAGACUGCAGAUACAAUCACCAAAACCACUGUUACAUUAAAGAUUACACAUUUCCUAGG
Messenger RNA from Cercocebus atys (sooty mangabey), 2247 nucleotides. It is a transcript of the gene SLC47A2, whose product is annotated as solute carrier family 47 (multidrug and toxin extrusion), member 2. The coding region runs from base 170 to 1873 and encodes 567 amino acids. Gene Ontology annotation, biological process: xenobiotic detoxification by transmembrane export across the plasma membrane. The transcript is spliced from 17 exons. Gene Ontology annotation, molecular function: antiporter activity; xenobiotic transmembrane transporter activity. Lineage: Eukaryota; Metazoa; Chordata; Mammalia; Primates; Cercopithecidae. Gene Ontology annotation, cellular component: membrane. The record is from RefSeq and is a predicted model, not a curated record.